Messenger RNA from Cannabis sativa, 2237 nucleotides. RefSeq names its product ethylene-responsive transcription factor ABI4. NCBI's taxonomy places the organism in Eukaryota, Viridiplantae, Streptophyta, Magnoliopsida, Rosales, Cannabaceae. The transcript has a single exon. The record is from RefSeq and is a predicted model, not a curated record. Gene Ontology annotation, cellular component: nucleus. Bases 161 to 1207 code for a protein of 348 amino acids. Gene Ontology annotation, molecular function: DNA-binding transcription factor activity; transcription cis-regulatory region binding. Gene Ontology annotation, biological process: response to stress; positive regulation of DNA-templated transcription.
UUCAAAAUCAACCUCUAGAGUUGCUGUAUUUCGACUAAUCAAACAGCACUGAACGAAGCGCCCACGCGGUCUCACUCAAUCCUUUCCCAGUUCCCACACCCACACACACACUGCCUUACUACUUCUCUCACCUUUAAAAUUCACCCCAAUCUUAACCCUUAUGGACUCCUCUUCUUCCUCACCCUCAUCCCAACCCGGUCCCCAUCUCCACACCACUACUACUACUUCUCCUGCAAAAGCUGUGCCCACCGGCGAUACUACUGCCAAAAAAGAACCCACCAAAAGCAAAGGCAAAGGUGGCCCAGACAAUAAUAAAUUCCGUUACAGAGGAGUGAGGCAACGAAGCUGGGGAAAAUGGGUAGCCGAGAUCCGUGAGCCAAGGAAACGAACCAGGAAAUGGCUAGGCACGUUCGCCACCGCCGAAGAUGCCGCACGUGCCUACGACAGAGCUGCCAUCAUUCUUUACGGCUCACGCGCACAGCUUAAUCUCCAGCCCUCUGGCUCAUCCUCUCAAUCGUCGUCUUCGAAUAAAGGAUCUUCUUCUUCUUCAACCUCUUCGUCAACUUCUUCUUCUUCUACUCAGACGCUUCGUCCUUUGCUCCCUCGCCCUUCCGGCUUCGGCUUGACUUACUCCUCAGCCGCCGCUCAGCUCCAAACGGUGCCGUUUAUGAACCCACCUCCGUCUACGGGUUUUGCACCGUACGGUAUCCCUCCUCCUUCUACUACUACUACUAAUAAUAAUAAUAAUAAUAAUGCGUCCGUACUUAUAGGUACUAAUAAUAAUAACAAUAAUAAUAAUAAUCCGUUACAAGUACAAUAUCAGUACCCGGUGAAUGAUCUUAGCGUGGGUGGAUUUUGUGGUGGUGACCCCACUACCGCCGUACUAAAUUCGUACACAAACCCUAAUUGUAAUAGGGAUAAUUAUCAUCAUCAUCAUCAGCAACAGUACCAGCAUCAUGAUUCUCGUAAUCCGACGGCUCCGAUUAAUUGCGCGUCUUACGAGGAUAUCAAUACACUGGUUGGAGCGGUGGAUUCGAGCUUGAGUCUAUGCACUCAGGCGAUGGUAGCCCCGGGUAUGGAUCCGAUCGGUGGGGCGGUGGGACCCGUUUCACCUAUGAUGUGGCCGCUCAUGAAUGACGUGGAGUGUCCACCGAGUAUUUGGGACUACGGCGAUCCUCUUGGUUUUGAUUUCAGAGGCUUUGAUUGAAGAUCCUUGGCUCUCUUCAUCGGCCUCGAUCAUCUUCUACAAAUACAAUUACAGGGUUUUUUAUUAUUACAUUCAAUAUUAUUCUUCAAAUUUAUAUAUAAAUAUAUACAACUUUGGCUUUGCAUGCAAGUAAUUCGCGGGGGAUUGAUUUUCGCAAUCACAAAUUAGAAGAUCUCCAUUAAAAUACUUCCAAGUUAUAAACUACAUACUGAGAGAUCGAUUGUGUGCAUUGGAGAAGUACAGUACUGAUGAUCUUCGUUUUCUUGAAAUGUUUUUCUCAAGAGAAAAAUACAUAAAAUUGGCUUUUGAUCGAGGAUGGUUUGUGUGAGCGUCAAUGAUUUUGUGUUCUUGAUUGAUGUGAUCGAUGGAAUAAAUUGAGGGAAAGAUUUUAAGGCUUUUGGUGAUUAUCUCAUGCAAGGUAAAGAAGUUUUUUUUUUUUUUUUCAUUUAAUUAGCUAAGAGUUUACAGGUUAUACGCUUAUAAUGGAGUGAUUAUAUGUGUUUUUUUUUUCUCAAAGGGAGAUUAUGACUGUUCAUCAUGUUUUGGAUUAUUUAGAGCUGUUGCUGCUUUUAAUUAAUAUAUUAUCAAAAAUGAAAUUAGGAAUAUUGAUUUGGUAUUUUUUUUUUUCGCUUAAUCUCUUAUUAUAACUCUUUUCAAUUAAAUUAUAUGAGAAUAUAGUGUUUGUUUUCUUACCAGAAUUUCGAUCUCCACUUCAUAAUUCUAAGAUCUGGGCUAUAUAUAUAGUAGCAUAUGUAUGCAUAUCUUUGGUAAAUAUAUUUCUGUUGGUUUUUUUUUAUUAUUAUUAUUCUAUGUAUUUUGAUAUAAAUAUGUAUGUGCACAUAUAUAGUACUCUGAAAUUGAAUGUACAUGCAUAUGAACUAGCUACCUUCUUUAAUUCAUGAUUUGCUACGUGCAUAAAGGAAGAGUUGAAUAUAUAUAAUAUUUUAUAUUUAUAUGUAAGUACCUGAACUAUAUAUUAAAAGUUCAGUACCUACUACACAAUGUUCUUAUUUUAUGAAAAUUUUAAUUU